AUGGCUUCUCGGGAGGCAUCAACUUCCACGCACACCGUAGGAAAUGGCGCAAACCACGUGUUGACGUCAAGCGAAGUCAGCACUUCCAAGAGCGGCGCUGCUACCCCAAUCACAGGAAGUUUGGAACGUCCAGUACUUCACAAGGCCCCCGAGUCUCAGCUCUCUGGCGUCAAACCUUCAGUAUCCAUCAACGGGACGACCGAUAAGCACGGAGCUACACAAAGUCCCACUGCAAAGCACGUCUCUGCCCAGGUUCCGAACACCAAUCCCGACGAGUACGUUGGUCGGCUUGAACGUCGUCUCCAGAUCGUUGAAGAAGAGUUGCAAACACUGCGAAAUUACAAAAGUACCUCCGAUACUUCUGCAGGUGAAGUGGAGAAGGCUUCGGAUUCGCUUACGGAAAAGAAACCUGAAGUCAAGGACGACAAGCCAGACUCUGCAACGGCGAAAGACUUCGAUGACUUGUUUGGUAGGGUCCUCGCGGAGGAGACCGAAACCAAGGGCGAUAAGAAAAUGAUCAUGGAUCGCGAACAAGAGCUCAAGAUCGAGCAGAUGAACUACCUCCAGUUCCGUAAGGUCAAAUCAGAGAUGGGCGUCUGUAAGGGCUCCGUACUCGUAUCUGUAACCGCAACCAAGGGGAGUAUCGGUUGCGGAGAGCUGGUGCCUGAAUCUGAAGACCAGAGUACAGAAGUGCCUUACCGUCUUGCCAUCAACUCCCAUUGUUUGCUGGAGCUGCUCGGGAACAUCACCGAGACGACAAUGAGCUCGAAGAACGUUCAUUGCCGACCGUUUAAGUUUUUGGUAUCAAACGAAAAGCUCAUCAAAGAUAAAUUGGCUUCCCUCAACGCAGAAUGUGAAGCGUUAAAGGAGGAAAAGGCCGCGGUUGCCGACUCAACUACGCAAACUGGAGAAGACUCAAGUGCAGCCACCGAGGCGACCGCCAUCGAAAAUACCACUACCGAGGUGACCAGUAUCAAGACGACUAGCAACGAAGGCACCAGCGCAGAGACUACUAGCACUGAUGUCGUCUCGGUUAAAAAGACGGAAAGUGAUGCGGCAACCCCACCGGCAACCGUCGAGGAGAACGAGAAUGUCAAGAAACUACGCACUCGAGAUCAUCUUAAGCUGCUGGUUGCUUUUAUUGACGAGCACAUAUCGGACAUUUCGCAGCUACGCGUGGACCUCGAUGAUGCAAAAUUGGACGAGCUGUCCUUUGAAGAUCUUUGGCACCUGUUCCGCCCAGGUCAGCUCGUGCUGCAGGACAACAAUCAGCUGAAAAAUGCUCGGAAAGCUUUUCGAGUGCUUCAUGUCACAGGUGGCCGACCUAUGAUCGAUAUGGAUGGCAAGAAAGAUGCGUGGAACGACCUUGAUCACGACGGCGUUCUGUCUCAGAGCGAGCUCAAGAGAACCAAGCUUGCUCGACGCGCGUAUGGAGUUGCCAAGAUGACUCCUCUCAUCAUUGACGUCGCAUACGUGGACUUCGAUGGUCGUUAUCUAGGACCCAGAUCUACUCGCAUACCGAUCCUAGCGUAUGAUGGCAAACGAUCGAUACGGUCGCUGGAAAUAUAUCCUGCGCAUUACGCCGUCGAUCGCAGUGUCGCCGAAUCUGAGCUGCUCGCAAGGGGGAAACUAUUUGCAAAAUACGCACACGUUCACCACCGCGACUAUGAGGGGAGAUCUCUCAGAGACGAGCGUCUUAACACUUGGCUUGAAGAUGACAAACGUGGCGAUGACGAGGUAUCGGGACAAUGUAUAAUUGACCAGGCACAUAUCCUGGACUCCCACUUGUCCUUCAAAGCGGACUAUAUUGCCAAGCCGACUGAUCAAGAUGGUCGUGAGAUCACUUGGUUCGCAGAGUGCGGAGUCAAGGACUGCCGUGCCUGCUCGGAUAUGUACGUCGAUGAUGGAAUCGAUCGCAAGUAUCGAGACGUAUUCAUGGAGUCCGACGCUGGCAAACAUCUUCUGGACGUCAGGGAUCACGCGACCUUCGUCGAAAACACCGAUGGCAAGAACGACGAUCUAUACAUGUUACUCCCUCUUCGGCUCUACGGAUACGCAUUGACUGAACGAAAGUGGCAUGCAUUGAAUGUCAACAACUUUUGCGAGAGGCAAGCGGACAAUUCCUUCGAUGACCUCGUCUUACCCGAGGAGAACAAGACACUCCUUCGGGCAUUGGUGAAGAACCAUAUGGGCCUCAAUACUGGCGAGAAUUUACCGGACAAUCUCCCGCGCAGAAGGGCUAGCAUGGCACCGCCAUCUCUGGACAUAAUCCGAGGCAAAGGACGUGGUCUUAUCAUCCUGCUCCACGGAGUUCCUGGAGUCGGCAAAACAUCGACCGCAGAGAGUAUUGCAGCACAGCUGGAUCGACCGCUAUUUCCGAUUACCUGUGGUGACCUGGGAACGACUGCCAUAGAGGUGGAAGAUGCUUUGGAAGACUAUUUCCGCCUGGCUACAAAGUGGAAGUGCGUCUUGUUACUUGAUGAAGCUGACGUGUUCCUCGCACAACGUAGAGGUGGCGACUUCAAAAGGAAUGGAUUGGUUUCGGUAUUCCUGCGGGUUCUCGAGUACUACGCAGGAAUUCUCAUUCUGACCACCAAUCGUGUUGGGGAGUUUGACGAAGCUUUCCGCUCGCGCAUUCACAUCAGUCUCUACUAUCCACCAUUGGACCGCACUUCCACCGAAAAGAUUUGGAAGCUCAACCUGGAUCGCAUCGAAACAAGCCCAGAGUUCGAUCUCGACAUCAGAAGGAAAGACAUCAUGGAUUUUUGCAAGAAGCACUGGGAAACCAACCAGGAUUUUCCAGGUCGUCUCUGGAAUGGCAGACAGAUCAAAAACGGGUUUCACACCGCGAUUGCGCUUGCGAACUGGGACUUUUGGGACAACAAAGGCCACGAAAAGCGUGAAAAGCCGCUUUUGACUGCGAAGCAGUUCGAGUAUGUUGCCAAAACCAGCUCUGCCUUCGAUGAUUACCUCGACGAAGUGCACCACUCGUCAAACCUCGGAGCGCACAGUGAGUGGGUUGCGACGCACAAACUUCGCAAAGAUGAUUACGAGCCAUCACCUUCGGGCGGGAAGCGGAUGUCGCUACCACAUCGUAACAGUGGCAGCAAUCCGUCUCGACGUACCACUGCUAGAGGCCAGCCUCCAUCAACGCCACGCAAUGGCUCCUCCCGCGUACUAACGACCAUGUCUCUUGAGCCGCAGGAGAUGAUGGAGACUGAUGCUGAGAUCAAACGAUUGAAGACAAAGCUCAAGAAUCUCGACAAGGCGAAGAUCUCGCAAGAGAAGCGCGAUGAUAUGAAGUUUGAUAUACUUGAUCGGUUGGAGUCGCUCGGUGUCGUCGAGGGCGAUGGGGGGGAGGAAACUAACGCAGACAUCCACGAGGAUGGUGAAAAGGCUCCUUGGGGCUGA
Molecule: messenger RNA, 3411 nt
Organism: Ramularia collo-cygni
Lineage: Eukaryota; Fungi; Ascomycota; Dothideomycetes; Mycosphaerellales; Mycosphaerellaceae
Exons: 5
Coding region: 1-3411 (1136 amino acids)
Molecular function (GO): ATP binding; ATP hydrolysis activity
Source: RefSeq, a predicted model, not a curated record